ACUUGGAAUUUACAGGCGGUUUCUCCAGCAGGCAGGGGCAGGGUAUCUGUCUCUCUAAAACCGCCAAGUCUUCCUUUCCCUCCGAAAAGUGAUCACCUAAAAUCUUUCACAAUUACUUCCAAAGGCGAAGAGGACUUCCUGACCCUGGCUGCUUCCAGGCUUAGCCGCAGGAAGAGGGUGAUAGGGGCAGCUGUAGGGGUAGCGAUGGUCCUCAUCCUGUUAAUUGCCAUCCCACUACUGGUACACAGCUCAAAGACAACGACUCAUUACGAAAUGCUUGGGAGUUGCCGUAUGGUAUGUGACCCCUACACACCUCAGACCCAUGGGGCAGCAGAAGCGAGUCAGGAAUUGUCAGUAAUCUCACCACCUCCUUUUCUUCAGGGGGGCAAAGGUGACCAAGGAAGAAAAGGAAAAUCGGGACUGCGUGGGCCUCCUGGGCCACCUGGACCUCCUGGCCCUAGAGGCCCUCCUGGAGAACCCGGUAGACCAGGCUUGCCGGGGCCACCGGGUCCCGGGCCCGGGGGUUACAUUCCAUCCUAUAGCCCAAAGAUUGCAUUUUACGCAGGUCUGAAGAAACCCCAUGAGGGUUACGAGAUUCUGAAGUUUGAUGAUGUGGUGACCAAUGUGGGGAACUACUACGAGCCAUCAACAGGCAAGUUCACCUGUCCGCUGCCAGGAAUCUAUUUCUUCACAUACCACGUCCUGAUGAGAGGGGGCGAUGGCACCAGCAUGUGGGCAGAUCUCAUGAAGAACGGGCAGGUUCGUGCCAGUGCCAUUGCACAAGAUGCAGACCAGAACUAUGACUAUGCUAGCAACAGUGUAAUCCUGCACCUGGAUAUUGGAGAUGAGGUUUUUGUCAAGCUAGAUGGAGGGAAGGUCCAUGGAGGGAAUACCAACAAAUACAGCACCUUUUCAGGAUUCAUUAUCUACCCUGACUGAUCACCUUCCCUCCACCCCAACAACCUGUCCUGCCAUCUUCCCCUCCUCAGCUUAUGGAGUCUUUUGGUUUACAGAAUUCUGUAAUUAGAGGAGCCACCUACAGGUCUGAUGGCCUAUUGGAAAGACAGUUGAGUUUCUUGACUAACGCUCAUUUAUGCGGCCACUAAAAUAGUAGCCAAAAUCCAGUUGAAUUUUAUUUGGCUAGCUAAAUUUCAGUAUGUGGUCAAUGUGGCAAUCUUAAAAAGGAAAAAAAAUAUUUCACAAGGCGUUACUAUGAAUUAUAAAAUAUAUGUAUAUAUAAAUAAUUAAAUGUAAUUUAUUUGAAUUAAAACUUAAUUUCUGGCUGCAAAAUGUUAUUUUGACAAGAAUGCUGCUCCCCAUGAUAAAAAAAAAAUUUAUUAGACAUCUGCAUUAAAGAAUCUGGCGUUUAUUGAUUUGUAAACAGCUAGGUCUACAUGCUAUACUGUUUUCAUGAUGUUAAUAUAUCUGGUGUAUAUGUGUGUGCGUAGGUGUGUGUGUGUGCGUGCACGCGCUCGCGCAUGUGUGUGUGUGUGUGUGUGUGUGUGUGUGUGUGUGUGUGUAUGAAUAUAUAUAUAUAUAAUAUACAUGCACAUGCAUGCAUUCAAGCAUACAAUUGUGUACAACAGAUACACACUCACAAACACACACAUACAUAUGUACGCUAUGCUAUGUUUGAUUAUUAUAAUAUGAUCAUAGAGUCAUGUUAUUUUUCAGUGCAGUAGCACUGAGAAUAAGUGUUUAACUCCAUGAAAGUUAAUUAUAACACUAAUUAAAAGAAAACAAUGAGAGACAUUCUAAUAUUACACUAACCCGGAAUGUGUGCAAUACAAAAAAAAACUCUUAACCAGCCAAAUAAGGUACUUUUCAUAUGCUUAUGCCUCUCUUCCUGAAGAUAUAUCAUUAUAUAGCUCUAUUAUUUUAUUGUUUCUUACUGACUGAUUGUUAAAUUUAUUAGACUGUAUCUGUGCUGGAAUAGAAAAAAAGGUGAUUUUUUUCAGUGAGGCAUAGAACAAGGUUGUUUUAUCAGUUAUCUGUUUGACUGCAUUUUCUAAUUAAUUUUACCUUGUGCAUUUCCUUUUCUGAUAUUGGUUGGUGAUGUUCUUAGUAACAUAAACCUUUCACUUCUAAACUAGAUUUAGUCAUUAUACCUGCAUAUAUUUUCUAAGGAGAUUAUAUCAGUGAAAAUGUAAAACUUGGAAUCAUUAAAUUAAAAUAAUAUGAGCGUGUGCUGGCAUUUUUAACUCAGAAGAAGAUUUGAGUUUUGGGAAUUGUAUUCCCUGGGGUGUCCAGUUUUUGCCAUGUUGAGCUGCUGGAUGGGUCAAAGCAAGAUAGGGUCAUUUGGCCUGCUGUAUAGGAUCAGAGGAAGACUGCUUUAUGUGAUCAACUGGAUGGGAACAGGCAAGGUGUGGUCAAAUAAUUUCCAUAAAGACAUGGUCACAGUCAUGUCAGUAAUAUAAAUAUGACUUGAACUCAAACAUCUUUUCAGGUUUCUUUUUCCCCUAUUAAGUUAAAAUAUGCUAUUGUGUCUGUUUAGGUGUUUAUAUUUUAGCUAUUCAACAUUUCUCCAGGACUGGCAUCAUGGAGCAGUAAACAAUGCAAAACAGUAUCCUGUUCCUACACUUGCAACUAUGUUUCAGACAUUGCAGUCUGCACUCCUGAAAACAUUCUAGAUAUCUGAAACACACUGAAACUAUCAGCAAAGAGAUGUCUUCAUUCCACCCAGUGUACCGUUGUAUUGAACUGCUAAAAGGAUGGACUCCAGUGACAGGGUAAGUUACUUCCUUAGGUUCUGUCAUAAGUUAUCCUGUUUCCCUUAAAAAAACACAAUGUGCUGUCUAGGUAAUCUAUACAUUCUCGGCAAGGUCUGAAGAGUCAAUAAUCAUUGUAUAUCAAGCAAAACUCAGUUUUAUUCAUCUAAUGUUCAUUUGGAAAAUGUACAAUUUUAAGUAACUUAUUGUAUGUAUGCUUGAAAUAUCAUUACUCCACAUCAUUACCCAAUGUGCAGUCCUACAGCUGAAAAUGAACAUGUCCAUGUAAUAAAUGAGGAGACAUGUGGAAUGACAUUAAAGCUAAUUGUUUCA
Messenger RNA from Protopterus annectens (West African lungfish), 3041 nucleotides. RefSeq names its product complement C1q like 4 (gene C1QL4). The transcript is spliced from 2 exons. Lineage: Eukaryota; Metazoa; Chordata; Ceratodontiformes; Protopteridae. The coding region runs from base 205 to 939 and encodes 244 amino acids. The record is from RefSeq and is a predicted model, not a curated record. Gene Ontology annotation, molecular function: protein binding.